AUUAAGCGAAGAGAGAUCAACGGCUGCGGAGGAAGCACGAAGGGCAUAUAUAUAUAUAGUCUUUAGGGACUUCUUCAGUAGACAGUUGAGAAUGUGAAGUCUGCAUGAUCCGCCUAUUUAUAAACAUUUAUUUUUCCAUUCUGUCUACGGGAGAAGAGGAUUGCGGGCGCUUACAACAAAUGAGGAUUAAAGAAGCGGGUCCAUUUGUAAGUUCAGUUCACCUAUACUUGAUUUGACUACUGAAUGGUGCUACAUUUGAGAAAGAAAAUUAUUAAAGGGAACAGAUACAUUUAUCUGAAGCAUCACACAGCGAGCAUAUUUAUGUUAUUUCAUCAACCAAAUAAUUGAUUUUCUUCUGACGUUAUCUGGUGGGAUUAUGUAUGCUUUUUGACCUUUGCUGAAGAAUUUGAACCUGCAACCUCAGUUUAUUGUUCAUUUUAAGGGUUUAUAAGCUACUGUGGAAGACUCUGUAGCGUCUUAUGCUCUAUACUGAGGGUUAUUGUAUCAUUUACAAACAGUUCUAAGAGUUAUAAGCUACCGUGGAAGACUGUGGUGUCUUAUGCUCCAUACCGAGGGUAAUUGUAUCAUUUGCAAAUAGAAGAAACUGAAAGAUAUGAAUAAAACGGGACGUUCUUCUUUAGCGGCUGCAUAUAUAGGGAAGACAGGGCAACAACCUAUGGUUCCAAAUGGCAACAGGGGUUCAGUUGGUGGUGGUGCUCUAGAAUUCUUGCUUCAGGAGGUUAUAUCCCGUAUUCAACCUUCACAGGAUGAUCGCGAGAAACGAUCAAGGAUGAUCACAAAAAUCAAAAUGGUUCUUACAGAUUUAGAGCCAUUGAAAGGUGCCUCUAUAAAGCCAUUUGGAUCGUUUGUCUCCGACCUCUACACACGCUGUGGAGAUCUAGAUAUUUCUAUUGAGUUGGCUGCUAAUGGACAACAAUCCUUGGAAGUGGGAAAAAAUAAGAAGAGGAAACUUUUGAACAAUAUAAAACAAGUUCUCAUAUUAAGAGAUGCAGGUGUUGCUCGACCUCGAUCAGUACAAUUAAUUCCAUCUGCAAGAGUUCCCUUGCUCAUCUUUGAGGAUUCAGAGUCUCAGAUUUCUUGUGAUAUCUCAAUCAACAAUGGAUCUGGCCUGUUUAAGUCUAAAUUCCUUUACUGGAUAUGUCAAAUAGACACAAGAUUCAGAGAACUGGUUUACCUUAUAAAACAUUGGGCAAAGGCACACAACAUAAAUGAUCCAAAGAGUGGGACAUUGAAUUCAUUUUCCCUUAGCUUGCUCGUUAUUUUCCAUCUACAAAAACAGUCUCCUCCAAUUCUUCCUCCAAUUAAGGAUAUAUACGAUGGCGACAUUGCUAGUGACUUAGCAGGGGGAAAAGGAACAAAUGAGAUGGAGGUUGAAAACAGAUGUUUACGGAAUGUUGAAAAAUUCAAACUGCAGGCAUUUAGUAAUCAGAAUAAGAGUUCCGUUUCUGAUCUGUUCAUAUCAUUUUUUGCUCUGUACGCCUCUGCUGCAGAUAAAUGGUUAAACGGAUUGACGGUAUGCACAUUCACUGGCAAGUGGGGAAAUACAUCGAGUAGGGAAUACCGGAUUGCAAAGAAAUAUGCAAUAGUUAUUGAAGACCCCUUUGAUCAUACGGAAAAUUGUGCAAGAAGUGUGACUGAAUCAACACUCAAGAUAAUAUCUGAUGAGCUUCUGGGAACAAAUCAAUUGCUGCAAAGGCUUCCCAUGUUAUCUAAUAUGGAUUCACUACACCAAAUUUUGUUUGGUUCACCCCAUGAGACGCCAAGGCCAUAUAUUUUACCAUCUCAAGAAACGAUAUUAAAUACAUCAAGGAGAAUUGAAGAUGAUACAAAUAGGGGUAGAUUUAUGCAAGCUUCUCAGAGAUCAUAUAAUCCACCAGUUCAAAGGAAUCAACCAACUUUUGCAGCCAGAUCUGUGGAUUCGCUAUCAGCAACCUUUAGCCAGGGUUCUUUGGAUGAGAGGAGUAUGACUGGACAGCCAAAAAUUGUCUCUACAUCAUCUUCAAUUUAUAGGCAUCAGGCACAACCCUCUUCAUAUGGUGCUAUCCACAAUUUUCCACAACAGCAUUAUCCUUCAGAAAGGAUGCAACCAACUCCAGCAGUGCAGUUCAUGCCUGCUGUGCCAAACAGACAAACUUGGAAGCCGAAGAAUCGUUCACAGGGAAUUUAAGUUUUAACUGGUGAAAUCUUUCAUACGUUAUGCAUUCUUCAAUUUAAACGUGCAUCUGCAUACAAGUUGGAUGCUAUUCCAAUCUGAGUGGGUGAAUAUCAAGUCUAUUUACGUAAAACAUUCAGUACAACUUGAAUAUCAGUAAUUCAUCUGAAGAAAAAUCUGACAUGGUUGACAUGCAUCUUGCACAGUAGUGGUUUCUUCCAACCAUUUUAACACUUUUUGUAGAUAUUGUGAGGCUUCUUCUGAAUGGAUAGAGCCACAUUCUCAUGUUGAGUGAAAAUGUUCUUUUGUUUUUGUAAGCUUCAAGAUUUGAUAUAAAAUAUUCGCCAACUAUUACAGCUUU
Molecule: messenger RNA, 2534 nt
Organism: Cryptomeria japonica (Japanese cedar)
Lineage: Eukaryota; Viridiplantae; Streptophyta; Pinopsida; Cupressales; Cupressaceae
Product: protein HESO1
Exons: 9
Coding region: 614-2188 (524 amino acids)
Molecular function (GO): RNA uridylyltransferase activity
Source: RefSeq, a predicted model, not a curated record